CGGGAACAGUUUGUUUUGAAGAAUGACUUUUUACUUUCAGUUUGAAGGAUGGACAUUUUUCCUUUAGAUUUGAAUGCAUUUCAAGUUUCUGAAGAAUAUGGAUUCAUGCUCAUCAAACCAUUGAAAGUUCUACCAGAUUAUUUCAGUGAAUGGAAUACACUGGCUCGAAACAUGGCAGAGCUAGUACAACAGAAAACUCUGAGGGGUGCAGUUGACAAGAUGUCCUUGUUUGACCAUCAUAGACUCCAAGGGUACCGUGAACUCAGGUUGGCUCACCUUCAGCUGUCCAUCAUCGCCUCGGGAUAUAUCUGGCAGGAAGGGGAUAGUGGGGCAGCAAAGGUGCUGCCGGUCUGUCUAGCGGUUCCCUGGCACGGGGUGUCCAUGUUACUGGGGAUACAGCCAGUGUUGUGUCACCCAAGUCUGGUGCUCGCCAACUGGACUGUGGAUGAUCAAGGUGUGCUACAUAGUCUCUACAAUCUGCCGGGUGGUGAUCAUGCAGAGUGGUUUGUAACCGUCACAGCACAAGUUGAGUUGGCUUUUGCGAAGGGUUUGAAGGCCCUGAUGCAAGCGCUUACACAUGCUCAAAAUAGAAAUGUUGAUGCCCUGGUAAUUGAUUUGCAAAACAUCAAACACACUGUUCAGGAAAUGAAAAAGGCAUUCAACAAAAUGCAUGAAAAGCUGUCAGCUGAGACCUUUUACGAUGUGCUGCGGCCAUUUCUAAGUGGCUGGGGCGGAGAUGGGUCCCCACUCCCCGACGGUGUUGUGUAUACUGGGAUAAGUGAUGAACCAUUACAGAUGACAGGGGGAAGUGCAGCCCAAAGCUCCACCCUACAGUGCAUUGAUGCCGUUCUGGGGGUCAGACAUGGGCCUGAAAUUCGCAGUUUCUUAGAGAACAUGAGGAACUAUAUGCCACCUGGUCAUAAAGAGUUCAUAGAAACAAUAGAGGAGCAUUCCCAGGUCAAACUAGCAGUUGCCGAGAGUCAUGAUCAACAACUAACAGCAGCGUACAACGAGUGUCUGGAGUCUGUUGUUGACUUCAGGAGUUACCAUGUGCAGAUUGUUACCAAAUACAUUGUGCUAAUGGCGAACAGGGAAACGAGGAACAAAGACUAUGAGGCACUGGCUACCCGCGGAACUGGCGGAUCAAGUAUAUUACCAUUCCUGAAGAGCCUGCGUAGUACUACAUCUGAAACCCGCAUAAACGACAAUAAAUAUUCAGAACACAAGAGCUGAGAACGCCGCUUGAUGUAUGUGUCUUAUUAAAAGCAGUUCAAUCGACAAUACUUAAAGUAAUGAAUAUUAACUAUAAUUGUUUUGACUGUAUUGUUUUUGACAGCUGUUUUUCAGGGAUAUUUGACAUACCGAUAUUUAAAAUGUACAGGUUUAAAAAAUUAGUAUUUACAUGACAAUCUACUUAACAAAAUAUCUCUGUUGAACUGAAGACCAAGAAAUCGUAAAAGUUGUGUUUAUGUAUUUACCUGUAAAUGCAAAUUUAUAAUUUGAUUUGGUUGUCGGAAAGUUACUUUUAAGAUUUUAUAUCAUGUAUUAUUGGUGUACAUUUAAAAGCAAUUUUGUGAUAAUAUUUUGUUACAGUUUUACAUGAUUAUAUAUGACUUUUGACUUGUACAUUGCUCUGUAGACAUUUUAAACAUUUAAAUAUCCUUACACUAUGGAAUGUGAUGAUGUUAUUUUGUAGACUUUUUUUUCAGAGUUUUUUUUCCGUUUACAGCACAAAGUACAGUUAAGCAUGACCAUACAUAUGUAAUUGUACCAAAUUUUUUGUUUCUGCUGUUUUUGUGUCGCCUGACUAUGAUCAGGGGACAUAUAGGUGUUACUUUUUCGGCGUAACACUUUUUGAAAAAGGCUCAUAACUUCUGUGUCCCUUCAGAUAUUGCUUUCAUAUUUGAUAUGCAUGUGUAUCUGGACGACACCUUUCCAUGCGCAUACAAUAUUUGACCCCUGUGACCUUGACCUUGAAAUUGAGGUCAGCUUUCAGGUUUCAAAAUCUGCAACUGCGAUUCGAAAAAGGCUAAUAACAUCUGUGUCCCUUCAGAUAUUGCUUUCAUAUUUGGUAUGCAUGUGUAUCUAGACAACACCUUUCCAUGCGCAUACAAUAUUCUACCCCUGUGACCUUGACCUUGAACUGGAGGUCAAUGUUCAGGUUUGAAAUCUGCGAUCAGGAUUCGAAAAAGGCUCUUAACUACUGUGUCCCAUCAGAUAUUGCUUUCAUAUUUGUUAUGCAUUUGUAUCUGGACAAUACCUUUCUAUGGGCAUACAAUUUUUACACCUGUGACAUUAACCUUGAACUUGAAGUCAGCAUUCAGGUUUCGAAAUCUGCGACCGCGAUUCGAAAAAGGCUCACAACUACUGUGUCCCUUCAGAUAUUGCUUUCAUAUUUUGUAUGCAUGUGUAUCUGGACAACACCAUUCCAUGCGCAUACAAUAUUUUACCCCUUGACCUUGAACUUGAGGUCAGCGUUCAGGUGUCAAAAUCUGCAACCGCGAUUCGAAAAAGGCUCAUAAUUUCUGUGUCCUUUCAGAUAUUGCUUGCAUAUUUGGUAUGCAUGUGUAUCUGGACAAUACCUUUCCAUGCGCAUACAAUAUUCUACCCCUGUGACCUUGACCUUGAACUUGAGGUCAAUGUUCAGGUUUUGAAAUAUGCGACCGAGAUUCGAAAAAGGCUCAUCACUACUGUGUCCCUUUAGAUAUUGCUUUCAUAUUUGGUAAGCAUGUGUAUCUGGACAACACCUUUCCAUGCGCAUACAAUUUUUUGCCCCUGUGACCUUGACAUUGAACAUUAGGUCAGCGUUCAGGUUUCAAAUUCUGCGACUGCGAUUUGAAAAAGGUUCUUAACUUAUGUGUCCCUUCAGAUAUUGCUUUCAUAUUUGGUACGCAUGUGUAUCUGGACAAGACCUUUCCAUGCGCAUAAAAGUUUUGCUCCUGUGACCUUGACCUUGAACUUAGGGUUCGUGUUUAGAUUUCGAAAUCUGCGACCGUGACCCCAAAAAGGUUCAUAACUACUAUAUCUUGAGCUUUACUUUAAACAUUUUUAACCAGGUUUUUUGAAGGAAAAAACUGGUUAUUAGAUUGGCGAAUGUCGGCGGGCGGGCUGGCGGGCGGAACAAGCUUGUCCGGGCCAUAACUUUGUCGCUCAUUGUGAGAUUUCAAAAUCAUUUGGCACAUUUGUUCACCAUCAUUAGACGUUGUGUUGCGCGAAAGAAUUACGUCAAUAUCUCCAAGGUCAAGGUCACACUUUGAGUCCAAAGGUCAAAAAUGGCCAUAAAUGAGCUUGUCCAGGCCAUAACUAUGUCAUUCAUUGUGAGAUUUUAAAAUCAUUUGGUAUAUAUGUUCACCACCAUUGGACGGUGUGUCGCACGUAAGAAUUAGGUCAAUAUCUCCAAGGUCAAGGUCGCCAAGACUAAAAAUAUAUUUAUUUUGAAACAAGGGGGUAACUAUGAACAAUCAGUUCAGUUUGAGUUGUUUCCCUUUAUCAGACUUUUUUCAUAUUGAAAACCUGGUUUUGUGACAAUUUUGUCCCUUGUUAAUAAUAAUAAUAAACGAUUUGAUAUUUGUGAACUUUGACAGUUAUAAAGAUGUUGGUGAACUAGAAACGUACUACAGCCACCACAAACCUGUGUGGAUAGCAGUUUAGAAUUGACGAUAUUUAAAAAAUUAUAGCACAAAGGAGGGC
Dreissena polymorpha is the source of this 3690-nucleotide messenger RNA. RefSeq names its product myoglobin-like. NCBI's taxonomy places the organism in Eukaryota, Metazoa, Mollusca, Bivalvia, Myida, Dreissenidae. Gene Ontology annotation, cellular component: cytoplasm. The transcript is spliced from 13 exons. Bases 49 to 1233 code for a protein of 394 amino acids. Gene Ontology annotation, biological process: 'de novo' NAD+ biosynthetic process from L-tryptophan. The record is from RefSeq and is a predicted model, not a curated record. Gene Ontology annotation, molecular function: L-tryptophan 2,3-dioxygenase activity; metal ion binding; indoleamine 2,3-dioxygenase activity.